Messenger RNA from Neodiprion virginianus, 535 nucleotides. RefSeq lists its product as uncharacterized. NCBI's taxonomy places the organism in Eukaryota, Metazoa, Arthropoda, Insecta, Hymenoptera, Diprionidae. Bases 1 to 465 code for a protein of 154 amino acids. The record is from RefSeq and is a predicted model, not a curated record. The transcript is spliced from 2 exons.
AUGGAAAUGUCGUCUGCGGUUCAACUUCUAGAAUGGAACGAAAAACUUCUAUCCUUGCUGGGUCUUUGGCCACUCAGUCAUAACGACACGCGGUUUACCCUCGGUCUAAUUUGUUUACUGAUUCAUGUGACUUUAGAAUACGUAGACCUUUACAAACUCGGCAAAAAUUUUGAACACGUCGUGGCGAAUCUAUCCGAAAAUAUAACGUACACGACGAUCCUGGUUCAAGUGAUUCUUCUACGUGUUAACAGCCGGCAACUGGGACAAGUAAUCCGGGCGGUUAACGAAGAUUUUGUCGAGAUAAAUUAUAAAACAACUCUGGAAAAAAAAGUCCUUCUAGACAACUAUAAGAAGAUCCGGGUAUUCGUUGCAGUAGCAGUAACGUUGACACUCUCUACGGCAGUUACUUAUUACCUGGCACCUCUCGUUGGUCUGCUAGCAACCAAUUUAUACCGCAGAUGGUAAAAUGCAAUUGCUGUCUCAGUGAAAGGAAAUUCAACAAUGGAGUUAAAAUUGCCGUACCACACGUAUAUAU